Molecule: messenger RNA, 399 nt
Organism: Caenorhabditis angaria
Lineage: Eukaryota; Metazoa; Nematoda; Chromadorea; Rhabditida; Rhabditidae
Source: the annotation of a GenBank genome assembly
AUGAAAUUGAUAAUCGAAGAAUCCUCUGAAAAAGUUGCCGAAUUUGCUGCUGGCUAUGUCGCCAAGAAAAUCAUCGAACAUCAUCGAAAUCCCUCGAAUCAAAAAUAUUUUGUUCUUGGUCUUCCAACUGGUUCAACUCCAUUGGGAAUGUAUCGAAAACUGAUUGAAUAUUAUCAACAGGGAAGAUUGUCUUUUAAAUAUGUCAAGACUUUCAAUAUGGAUGAAUAUGUUGGAUUGGAAAGGGAUCAUCCCGAAAGCUAUCAUUCUUUUAUGUUUCAUAACUUUUUCAAACAUAUUGAUAUUGAUCCGAAGAAUGUGAGUUGGGGGGAGGGGGGGGGGUUUGGGAAGGAAUAGGAGUCGGAGCACUAGACAGGAAUGGGAUCAGUUCCAAAAAUAUGA